This is a messenger RNA of Mauremys mutica (yellowpond turtle), 597 nucleotides long. RefSeq names its product homeobox protein abdominal-A homolog. Gene Ontology annotation, molecular function: RNA polymerase II transcription regulatory region sequence-specific DNA binding; DNA-binding transcription factor activity, RNA polymerase II-specific. Gene Ontology annotation, cellular component: nucleus. The transcript is spliced from 4 exons. Gene Ontology annotation, biological process: regulation of transcription by RNA polymerase II; regulation of nervous system development. The coding region runs from base 1 to 597 and encodes 198 amino acids. Lineage: Eukaryota; Metazoa; Chordata; Testudines; Geoemydidae. The record is from RefSeq and is a predicted model, not a curated record.
AUGAAGAUAGUUCCCAGCGUCGAGCGGCCGGGAAAAAAAAAAAAAAAAAGGCGCACGGCUUUCACGAGCGAGCAGCUGCUGGAGCUGGAGAAGGAAUUCCACUGCAAGAAGUACCUGAGCCUGACGGAGCGCUCGCAGAUCGCUCACACCCUCAAGCUCAGCGAGGUACAGGUCAAGAUCUGGUUCCAGAACCGCCGCGCCAAAGCUGCUGUUCUUGAGCUGAGUGAAAUUAAGAAGGAGCUACAAGCCAAAGAACUGCUUGUCCAAACCCUUCAGGCUGAAGUAGACAAACUACACGCUAUUAUUGAAUGUGCUCAUGCCUCUUUUAAGGCGCUCCUUUUAAGACAAAAAGGGGGGAUUUGCAGUGAGCGGGCAGACGCCUUGGAUAAGACGCCUGCCGCUCGGUUGCUGCAAGCUCUUUACGUGCUUAAUUGGUUACAUCUUGGUAAAAACAGCCAGGUGCCCCCCGCGACCUUCAGCUAUGAAUACAAUGCAUGCAGGGAGUCAGCCACCUGCGUGCCUGGGGAUGUAGCAAUGGCAGUGAUGGCCUCUUUGCCCAAGAACACUAUCACCUAUGAUAAGUAUGCGGAGACAUGA